AGUGGAGGCGAGCCUGUAUGUGUAGACAUAGAUCCACCCAAGAUCCGUUGUCCUCACUCACGUGAGAAGAUGGCAGAGCCAGAGAAACUAACUGCUCGAGUAUACUGGGACCCUCCCGUGGUAAAAGAUUCUGCUGAUGGUACCAUCACCAGGGUGACACUUCGGGGCCCAGAGCCUGGUUCUCACUUCCCUGAAGGAGAGCAUGUGAUUCGUUACACUGCCUAUGACCGUGCCUACAACCGGGCCAGCUGCAAGUUCAUUGUAAAAGUACAAGUGAGACGCUGUCCAAUUCUGAAACCACCACAGCAUGGCUACCUCACCUGCACCUCCGCAGGGGACAACUAUGGUGCCACCUGUGAAUACCACUGUGAUGGUGGUUAUGAACGCGAGGGCACCCCAUCCAGAGUCUGCCAGUCAAGUCGACAGUGGUCAGGAUCACCGCCUAUCUGUACUCGUAUGAAGAUUAAUGUCAAUGUCAACUCAGCUGCUGGCCUCCUGGAUCAGUUCUUUGAGAAACAGCGACUCCUCAUAGUCUCAGCUCCUGAUCCCUCCAAUCGAUACUACAAAAUGCAGAUAUCCAUGCUGCAGCAAUCCACCUGUGGAUUGGACCUGAGGCAUGUGACCAUUAUUGAGCUGGUGGGGCAGCCACCUCAGGAGGUGGGACGCAUACGGGAGCAACAACUGUCAGCCAGCAUCAUUGAGGAGCUCAGGCAAUUCCAACGCCUCACUCGUUCCUACUUCAACAUGGUGUUAAUUGACAAGCAGGGUAUUGACCGGGAACGCUACAUGGAACCUGUCACCCCUGAGGAAAUCUUCACAUUCAUCGAUGACUACCUGUUGAGCAACCAGGAGCUGGCACAACGCCGG
This is a messenger RNA of Cricetulus griseus (Chinese hamster), 867 nucleotides long. Lineage: Eukaryota; Metazoa; Chordata; Mammalia; Rodentia; Cricetidae. The record is from RefSeq and is a predicted model, not a curated record.